Molecule: messenger RNA, 4741 nt
Organism: Ceraceosorus bombacis
Lineage: Eukaryota; Fungi; Basidiomycota; Exobasidiomycetes; Ceraceosorales; Ceraceosoraceae
Source: the annotation of a GenBank genome assembly
AUGACCGUGACUCUUGACCUGACAACUCGUGACUUCAUGAUCAGAAGAUGCUUUCUUGAUUGCUCGCUCGCGCUUGCGUGCAUCAUAUGCGUGCUGCUUGCGAAGGUGCGGGCGCCUGCUGCUGCUGCUGCUGCAUGCGCUCGGCCCAUCCUCUGAGCAAAGCUCCACGCGUACUUCGAAUCACGCACAACUUGACGAUUUAUUCGUGUUGAGUCUCGAGUGCAACCUCACCUCGCUUGCUUUGCGGCUCACCACCAAUCCAGCGAGCCUCUACCAAGUUUGCGGCUUCUUGCAUCCUUGACAAGGCUAGCAUUCACCCACGUGUCCAACAUUGCCUCACCUGCUCAUCUUCAUUCUGCUCGGCCCCGAAUUGAUUCGUCUUGAGCUCGCAUCCUCGCCACCAUGUGAGUGCAAAGUACCUACACAUUGAGCCUUUCCCGCAUCUCCGAAAGAUGCGCUGAUUCGCUCAUUCACUCUCACGCCAAUCUCAGGGCACCAGCGCCGCCGGUCACGUCUCCAGACAUAGCUCGUCUCACGCUGCACAAGCCUAUUCCGAUAGAAUAUCACCUCUACACCACCCCCUUUGCUCUCUUCUACCCUCUCCUGGCCUACGCCUACUUCAUUAAGUACGACAGCUGGAUCAAGAGCGAGGAGUGGACUUUCAUCUUUGUGGUUGGACUGGUAACCAGCCAUGCGCUGAGCUUUCUGAUCACCAAGUGGAGCAUCGGCGCGAGGGCGCUGCUCACCUGCAGACCUGUAAGUUGGCCUGAAGGCUUUCAGGCUGGGUGCGGAUAGCGGGCCCAAGGAAAGGAAGCCACUCGAUGAUCGAGGAGGAUAUUGAAAUCUCGAGUAGAGCCUGGAAGUGAACGGCGGAUCGGGAGCGAUUCGAUACAGCUCUGCGUACAGCAGGGCGACGAGCUGAGGGAAGGGGGCAAACUUCUUCAGCCUUCAGCAUCUCUCAUCGACUCUGGCCUGUAGCUCCUGAACUUUGCCGAGUAUCGCGGCUACUGACAAACUUUAUGUGCUCAAUCUUUUGCAGGCCAAGCUGCUGCAAGAUGCUUCCAUCGCUCGAGUCUUUCCUCACGCCCACAAGGGAGAGGGAGAGCUGGUUCCCUUGUCAUUCGUGACUCGCAAGGGCCUACCCCAGGAGAUUUCUUUCACCUAUCAAGCGGACAAGUACAUCUUGACUCAGCCCGACGCAAAAGCUCCCGUCACAUCGGUGCACACCUCGCCGCUGGUGACUGCGCCCACAUUCCGCCGACUUCCUUACCCAGCAGACUCUCAGCCCACCUUGUCCGCUUUCCAAUCCACCAAGGGUCAUGCGAGCGAGAAGGAAGUGGAAUUGGCGGAAGGUACCUUUGGGAAGAAUCUCUUCGACAUUCCUAGGCCUACAUUUCUGGGCCUCUUUGCUGAACAUGCGGUGGCUCCAUUCUUUGUGUUUCAAAUCUUUUGCGUGGGACUAUGGAUGCUCGACGAGUAUUGGUACUACUCGCUGUUCACCCUCUUCAUGCUCGUCGUGUUUGAGGCCACAGUGGUGUUUCAGGUGAGCAAACACGGACAGGUCGCGCUCCAAUACUCGUAAAUGCUAAAUGCUGACGAGUCACGCCAUCCUCGACGAUCCAGCGUCUGCGUACUCUGAACGAGUUUCGUACCAUGUCCAUCCAGCCUUACCAAAUCCAAGUCCACCGUGCAGGCGCUUGGAAGGAAGUAAGCACUACCGAUCUGUUGCCUGGCGAUGUGGUAUCUGUCACUCGCUCCAAAGAGGACUCUGCCACUCCUUGCGACUUGCUCCUGCUUGGUGGCAGCGCCAUCGUCAACGAGGCCAUGCUCUCGGGUGAAUCGACACCUCUUCUGAAAGAGGGCAUUGAACUGCGGGAGGGUAGCGACAAGCUCGAUGUCAAUGGUAAUGACAGAAACAAUGUCGUCUUCGGCGGCACAAAGGUCUUGCAGACCACCGCUCCUGGGUCACCUGGGGCUGCUGGUGAGGCUGCCGACCUCAAGUCUCGCGCGAACGCCUUGCAGCUGAAGACGCCAGAUGGCGGCGCUGCAGCCGUGGUGCUACGCACCGGCUUCGGUACGACUCAGGGUCAGCUCAUUCGUCUAAUGGUCUUCACAAACGAAGGACGGGUCUCUGCUAACAAUCUCGAAGCUUUCCUCUUCAUCGGCUUCUUGCUAAUCUUUGCCAUCGCUGCGAGCUGGUAUGUCUGGACCCGCGGCAUGGAGAUGGGAAGACCAAAAGGCAAAUUGCUUCUGGACUGCGUCCUCAUCAUCACUUCAGUCGUCCCGCCCGAGCUGCCCAUGGAGCUCUCUAUGGCCGUCAACACAUCUCUCAUGGCUCUCGCCAAGUUUUCCAUCUUCUGCACCGAGCCUUUCAGGAUCCCCUACGCCGGAAGGGUCGACGUCUGCUGCUUCGACAAGACUGGAACGAUUACCGGAGAGGAUUUGGAGGUGCAAGGUGUUGCGCAGGUUGGUGCUCGCGGACCUGCGGACCUCAUCGAUCUCAAGGACACGAGCAAGGAGACUACCCUGACUCUGGCUUCUGCACAUGCACUCGUACUUCUGGACGAUGGAGUGGUAGGUGACCCGAUGGAAAAGACGACUCUGGAUGCUCUGCAGUGGACUCUGAACAAGGGCGAUCAACUAGCGCCCACCGAUAUCAAGACAGCUCGCCACCGAUUGGGUGUCAACGUGCGACGACGCUUCCAAUUCUCUUCGGCUUUGAAGCGCAUGUCCACUUUGAGCUUUGUGCAGGACAACACUGGCUCUAGACGACUGUUCGCAAGUGUCAAGGGAGCGCCAGAGACGCUCAGAAGCAUGUACAAGAAUGUUCCCGCAGGCUACGACGAGACUUUCAAGGGCUUCACCAGGAGAGGUAGCCGUGUGCUUGCGCUGGGCUACAAGUACGUGGAUGGAGUGCAGCUGACGGCUGAUGGCGUGAACAACCUCGGCCGAGGGGACGUGGAGAGCGGUUUGGAAUUUGCUGGCUUCCUCGUCUUCCAUUGUCCACUCAAGCCGGACGCCAAGCAGACUCUGAAGGCUCUCAACGACUCGUCGCAUCGCAGCAUCAUGAUCACAGGUGACAAUCCGCUCACUGCUGUCCACGUCGCUACAGAAGUCGAGAUUGUGGAUCGCGAGACGCUCAUUUUGGACGUCAGAGAAGGGUCUUCGGACGAAAAGGACCUCGUUUGGCGGACUGUGGACGAACGAAAGAUCAUCCCUGUUCGAGCGGAGGACAAGUUGGACGAGACACUCUUCGACACUUACGACAUUUGCAUGACUGGCGUUGCGCUGAGACAAUUUGUGGAGAAAAAUCCUCAAGCGUGGCAAGUGCUUGUUCAGAACACAUGGGUCUAUGCGCGUGUCAGUCCUGCCCAGAAAGAGCUCAUUCUCAACACACUGAAGGGUCUCGGGUACGUGACACUCAUGGCCGGAGAUGGCACGAAUGAUGUCGGCGCUCUCAAGGCUGCCAACAUUGGUAUUGCUUUGUUGGACGGAACGCCUGAAGAUCUGAAGAAGAUCUUUGAGCACCAAAGGAAUGAGCGCAACAAGAAGAUCUACGAGUCUCAACUCAAGCUCACUUCCAGAUGGGGCCAACCUCCUCCUCCAGUGCCUGCCGCCCUGAAGGAACUGUACCCCGAGCUCGAAAAAGCACGCGACGAGACCAUCAAACAGAUGCAACGCAAGCGUGUCGUUGACCCAACGGCUAAAUUCGACUUGAGCACGCUCACUGCAUCUAUGGCUGACAUGGACACCGACGCAGACGGACCACCACAGAUCAAGCUUGGAGACGCCUCUGUAGCUGCGCCCUUCACUUCCAAGCUUUCGAACGUCGCUGCUAUCACGCACGUCAUCAGACAAGGGAGGUGCAGCUUGGUAUCCACCGUGCAGCAGUACAAAAUUCUCGGGCUCAACUGCCUGAUCCAGGCCUAUUCGCUCAGCGUCAUGUACCUAGACGGUAUCAAGUACGGUGACUAUCAAGUUACCAUCUCAGGCAUGCUCAUGAGCGUCUGCUUCUUGAUGAUUUCUCGAGCACAACCCAAUGAGAAAUUGUCGAAGGAACGACCUCUGGCAAAUAUCUUCAACUUCUACAUCAUCGCUUCCAUCCUUGGACAAUUUGCGCUGCACAUUGCCAGCAUGAGGUACAUCACCCAAUUGGUGCCGGUCUUCGAAGAACAAGAAAAGGUGGUGGAUCUGGAGAAGAAAUUUUCGCCCAGUCUGCUCAACACUGCCGUGUUCCUCAUCGGUCUCAGCCAACAAGUGUCCACGGUCAUUUCCAACUUUAUUGGUCAGCCGUGGAGGGAGAGCUUGUGGGCAAACACUACGAUGAGAUGGUCCUUGCUCGGCGCUUUUGGCGUCGCCUUUGGUGGAGCGCUGGAAAUCAUGCCGGAGCUCAACGAGUGGCUACAGCUCAUUAAGAUCCCCGACGCUUUCAAACUGCAUCUUGUAAGUCGCUGUCGCUGCUGAGCUUCAUUUCAAGCCUUUGAGAGAUCCGGACCGCAUCGCUGACCUUUCCGUCUUCUCUGCAAUGCAGGUGGCAGCUAUGAUUGUGGACUUUGCAGGAAGUCACAUCAUCGAAGAAGUGACUAGAAGAUUGUUGGCGCCCAGGACUAUCGGGGCUAUCGUGGCCAAAGGAAGGGAAAGACGCGAAGCUAGAAGAAAGGCUGAAUUAACCGCUCAACAGAAUUUGGCUGGAAAUCUGCAGGAACUCGCAAAGGUGGCUAGUCAGCGCAAGACUCAGUAG